This is a messenger RNA of Pochonia chlamydosporia 170, 2433 nucleotides long. RefSeq names its product SAK1 protein. The record is from RefSeq and is a predicted model, not a curated record. The transcript has 4 exons. Lineage: Eukaryota; Fungi; Ascomycota; Sordariomycetes; Hypocreales; Clavicipitaceae. Gene Ontology annotation, molecular function: RNA polymerase II cis-regulatory region sequence-specific DNA binding; DNA-binding transcription factor activity, RNA polymerase II-specific. Gene Ontology annotation, biological process: regulation of transcription by RNA polymerase II. The coding region runs from base 1 to 2433 and encodes 810 amino acids.
AUGGACCAAGACAACCCGCCGGCGCGCCCUGCCGUCAAGUCGAGGAAGCGUCCGCAAUCCCGCGCCUCGACCACGUCGGUUCACAGUGCCGCAACGCAGCCUACCUUGGAUCAGUCUGCCUUUGCCGACUCAUCAGCCAUGUACGCCGGCCAAUGGAUUCCCAAUGACCAUGGUCACGGAAAGGACAUUGGUACUGGACCCCAAAUGUCCCCCGAGGAUAUGAUUCUCCAAGCUGCCACUCAUAUGCAGACGGCAAACCACGACUUCUCAAUGGAUGGAUCAAUGGGAGCUGCAAUGGCUCAUCAUCACCAUAUUCCCUAUCAGCAACAACAGCACGCCAUGGCCAGACAUCCUCUUCCUGCCGAGCAGUACUCGGCAGCCAACGCGAGCUUUACCGAAGGAGACAGUCAGAUGUUGGACCGGGAUGACAACGAGGAUGGUGAUUCCAUGUCUGGCCCUAUUGGCACAGGAAAGCCCGCUGCGACUCGAUCCAGUGCCAACAACGAACUCGAAAUGAGGCAGUUGUUUACGGCAAACCGCCAUCGUAACCUUCAAGAUGUCGCUGGAGAACUACACGGCAAUGAACGAGGUCCCAACUCGGAGCGUACCCGUCAGGUUUUCGCAAUGCUUUGGAUCAAUUCUGUCUGCUCCAAAGGCAAAGGUUCCGUCCCUCGUGGCCGCGUAUAUGCAAACUAUGCAUCACGUUGUGCCACUGAGAGAAUCACGGUCCUGAACCCUGCUAGCUUCGGAAAGCUGGUCCGAGUUCUCUUUCCCGGCCUCAAGACUCGUCGUCUUGGUGUUCGUGGGGAAUCCAAGUAUCACUAUGUCAAUUUCUCACUCAUUGAUGACCAACCGGAUUUGAGGGAGUCACAACCACCACCACCCAAACCGCUUACCGAAGCCAAGAGUCUCACUCAAAGUUUCCACAACUCAACCUCUCAGGCCAACACCACCAGCCGCGCACCGCUGCCCUCGCCUCAAGACGCCAGCCAAAGCCAGAAAAGUUCCGGUCCAUCCAAACCCUCCAGCAGAUCACACAGUCUAUACAACCAGCCCGACUUGGCUAGCAUCGAUAAUAUCAGAAACACCUCAACCAAGACAGAACUUGAGCUCUCUUUUCUCUCUGCCGAAGAUGCUGCGGUGGAUCAGCAUGAUAUUCUCGCCCUCCCAGCCAUUGAGCUUUAUCUCCCUCAAGGGACAGAUCCUGAUGCUGCGAAAUCGCUGUCUGCUCUCUACCGUUCACAUUGUACAUCAUUAGUGGAGUGUAUCCGGUACUGCAGAGAGAAGACCUUCUUUCACUUGUAUACGUCGUUUCAAGGCACGCUUACUAUGCCUGUUCAAAAGCUGUUUGGACACGCCGCUAUCGCUCCGUGGAUUGAAGGAUGUGACUACGUCUUGUAUCAACGCAUGAUGAGCAUUAUUUCCGGGCUUACCCUUCAAGUGGUACCCAAACCUGUUCUCGACACUCUCCGCAACAUUUCUGAGAGACUGGUACCUCAUAUACGCGAGUCCUUCCAGGGGCAGCCGCAACACGUUCUCUCUGCCAAGGAAGCUCCCGCAGCUCUGUUUUCUGGUCUGAUAGACCGCGCACUGCGUGUCAAUUUGACAGCACACGCAGCCGCUAACAUGUUGUCGAACCCCGCCAACAGAGACCAAAUGUAUGUUGAUUGGAUUACCAUGAUCCGUGCCAGGAAGAUUGCCGAGUGUGUGCCCACCCGCGGCAUGGACGACGUCGUGGAUAUUCUGGUGUCAGAGAUGCGAGAUCUCCUUGACCCCGUAAAUGUGCCGUGGGAGGUUGAGUGCCUCACAAUCUAUGGGGAUGUGGUCGCUCGAAGUGGCAGACAAACGGACGAUGGCAGCGGAGCCAACUCAACGGGCCAAAACGUCCUGGAAAGAUGGGUCAACUUCUUGCAGACUUUACCAAAUAAGUUCACUUAUGCUUCACACACAGAUAUUGUCUGGUGUGUAGAGCGAGUUGGCACAGCGGUCAUGCGAGAUCUCACACUCGCCCAAGGCAAGAGUUUUGGUUCCUGGUGGGUAACAAAGACAUGGGUUGACGAGAUGGUUUGUUUCUUAGCGGAACAGGGUGGUUUCAUGAAGCAAAAGCCGCAGGCUCAGCAACCGACCACCACCCCUGCCAAUGCUGAGGCGGCAGAGAAGGAGACUAGUCGUCAAAAUUCACGGUAUAGCAGUGGCAGUGAUGACUUGAACCUCUCCGAUGUCUCACAGUCGCAACCUGGAAGGGCUCCGUUCCCACCACCGCCAAACAGCAACCAGGCAUCACUAGGGGUGAGUGGUGGAGAUCCACACGACGACAGCGGGAUUGGUAUUCGAACACCAGAAGAAGACUUCCCGAUGGACAAAUUCUCCUUCACAGGAACAGAGAAUGUCGGAAUGACGGGAACAGAGUUAACAGCUGGGGCGGGUUUGUAG